UGGGUUAUAGCAGAAGAAAUGAUUAUAUCAGAGGUAUUAAUAAAAGAAAAAGGUCACCAAUUUGCACAAGCACUUGCUAUACCUGAAGAAUCAUUUGCAUUUUCAAAUAAGUGGAUUACUAGAUUUAAGAAACAUAAUGGAUUAAAAAAAAUUGUAAUGUAUAGCGAGAUAGCAAAAACAAAUAAUAUACCCAAAGUUCAAGAUGAUACUAAGGAAUUAUUAUUAGAAAAAGAUUCUACUAAAGAAAUUGAAGAUCAACAAGAACCCCAGAGAGAACCACAAGGAAGGUCCUGA
This is a messenger RNA of Racocetra persica, 294 nucleotides long. The record is from the annotation of a GenBank genome assembly. Lineage: Eukaryota; Fungi; Glomeromycota; Glomeromycetes; Diversisporales; Gigasporaceae.